CUUUUUUUGCCUCUCUUUCAAAAAUGAAGGAAAGGGAAGCACUUCUUGUGAUUUUGUUAGGGCUUCUCUGUUCCAGAAUUGCAGGUUAUACCUAUGAAAAAGAAUAUUCUGGAAGUAUACAACCUGGCGAACAAUAUGAAAGUAAAAUUGAGGUGCCUGGAUAUGAAGGUGCCGAAAAUUAUGGAACUGGGUAUAAUUACGGGCAAUCUGGUUACAAUGGUGGAGAAGCAUAUAAUUACGGCGGUCAAUAUGGGUACAACGGCGGCGCAGGAUAUAACUACGGUCAAUAUGGAUACAACGGUGGACAAGGAACCGGAUAUAAUUAUGGUCAAAACGGAUACAAUGGUGGCGAAGGAACCGGAUAUAAUUACGGUCAAUACGGAUACAACGGUGGCGAAGGAACCGGAUAUAAUUACGGUCAAUACGGAUACAACGGUGGCGAAGGUGCUGGAAACUAUCAAAAUGGGUACAAUUAUGGAAGCAAUGCUGGACAAGGAGAAACUUAUUACAAUAGUGAAACAUACGGAAAUCAAGGAGGAGCACAAAGUUCUGGAACGGGAUACAAUAGUGGUUAUAAUUAUGGAAGUGGUACCGGAGGAAGUGGUACAUAUCAGACUUCGUACAAUUAUGGAGGUUCUGGAUACAAUAUUAAUGAGGCUCCUCAUUAUUAUAUUGGAAAAUACAGCACUGGGACAGCAGGAGGUGCAGGUGGAGCAGGAGGAGCUGGGGGAACUGGAGGGGAAUCUUAUCAGAACUUGAAUGAAGGUUCUUAUUAUGGCACUGGUCCUUCUGGAACAGGUCAUUAUGUCGUGUCCAGGAUAGCCCCUUCUGGUGUAGCAGGGGAAGGCUGUGAUGAUGAAGAAGGAGAAGGGGGAACGAAAAGUUAUUACCAUGUAUACUAUUCCCCUCAUGUUGGUCAAAAUGAAAAUGGAGGACUAUAUUACAAUUAUAACCAAUAUUACAAUGGAAAUGCAGGAGAUGCAGGAGGAGCUGGUGGCGCAGGAGGUGCUAGUGGAACAGGAGGCUCCUUAGGAAAUGGAGAAACUUUCACUUUUAGUACAGGUCCACUGAAAUUUUACCCUUCAAAUGGAGGAGGAAUCUACAAGUAUACUUACAAUUCUGAAACUGGAGGAUCUGGAGGUUCUGCUGGCGGAACUGGAGGAAAUGGAGGAACUUAUUAUUACAACUAUAACUCAGGGUCUGAUGGCAAUGCUGCCGGAAGUGGAGGUAAUGGUGGCAAUGGAGGAACUUACUAUUAUAACUACAAUUCAGGAGAUGCGGGAGCUGCUGGUGGAGCUGGAGGUGCAGGAGGAGCUGGUGGUGCAGGAGGAGCUGGAGGUUCUGGUGGGUCAGGAGCCUACGAAGGAUAUGCAGGAAAUGGGGGAGCUGGUGGGAAUGGAGAAACCUUCAAUUUCAACUCAGGUCCUCUCACAUUUUAUCCGGAAAAUGGCGGUGGGACUUAUCAAUUUAAUUACAAUUCUGGAACUGGAGGUUCUGAAGGCACUGCUGUUGGAGCUGGAGGAAAUGGGGGAAGUGGAGGAGUAGCUGGCGGAGAUGGAGGUGCUGGAGGCGCAGGAGGUGCUGGUGGAGCAGGAGGUGCUGGCGGUGCAGGAAAUGCAGGUGGAGGAGGUGGCAAUGGAGGCGCUGGAGUUCCUGGGGGCAAUGGAGGAGGGUACCAAAUAACUUAUGACACAGGGCCAUUGACUUUCUAUCCAGGAGAAGGCGGGGGCAAUGUUCAAUUGCAUUAUGAAAUUGGGACAGGUGGUAACGCUGGGGGUCCUGGAGGAUCUGGCGAUGGAGGCGCAUAUAGUGGAGGCGGAGGUGAUGGAGGAGGUGGAAGCGGCGUAGCUUACCCUGGAUACUACGUUGGUCCAGGACAAUGUGUAUGUUAUGGGCCAGGUGGUGCAGGAGGUGGUGGAGAUGAAGGACCUGGAAGUGGAGGUAGCUCUGGAGGAGAUGGUGCAGAUGGACCUGGAAGUGGUGGAGGUUCAGGAGGAGGAGGAGCAGGAGGACUAGGAGGUGGUGGUGGCUCUGGAGGAGUUUCCGUGCCGAACACUGAGUUCUGAGGAGUGCGAACAAAGUCACCGACACAGAAAAGACAUCAACUUUUCUUACUGUUAAAGAAUGUGUGCAUCAUCAUAUGGAUUUUUGAAGAAAAACGGAGAACUGUACGUUAUUUUUUUUCUGUAAAAAACUGAGUAUUGGACAGAAUCUAAAGAAUACGAAUCAAACUUUGAAAUGGAAAAUGGAAGUAUCUAUUUUUAUCGCCUUGAAAAUCAUAUUUGCAAUGGAAAUAAUAAAUUAGUGCAUGGA
Argiope bruennichi is the source of this 2313-nucleotide messenger RNA. RefSeq lists its product as uncharacterized. The record is from RefSeq and is a predicted model, not a curated record. The transcript has 39 exons. Bases 24 to 2066 code for a protein of 680 amino acids. Lineage: Eukaryota; Metazoa; Arthropoda; Arachnida; Araneae; Araneidae.